Messenger RNA from Fukomys damarensis (Damara mole-rat), 16452 nucleotides. It is a transcript of the gene Dnah17, whose product is annotated as dynein axonemal heavy chain 17. Gene Ontology annotation, cellular component: dynein complex. The transcript has 82 exons. Lineage: Eukaryota; Metazoa; Chordata; Mammalia; Rodentia; Bathyergidae. The record is from RefSeq and is a predicted model, not a curated record. Gene Ontology annotation, biological process: microtubule-based movement. Bases 2904 to 16223 code for a protein of 4439 amino acids. Gene Ontology annotation, molecular function: dynein intermediate chain binding; dynein light intermediate chain binding; minus-end-directed microtubule motor activity.
GCACUUGCGAUGUAGGCCCUGGAACCACUGAGCUAAAUCCCCGGCCCUGGAUACCUGUUUUUUAAAAGCCAGCUUUACCGAGCUGCAACUUGCCUGUUGUAUAAAUAACCCAAUUAGAGUACGCAAUCCAGUGAUUUUUAGCACAGUCCCAGAGCCAGGCGCCCAUCGGCACACCAUGUUUAAAACAUCUUCAAGCCUCUCAGAGAAACGCUGGUAUCCCGGAGCACCGCCUCCGACUUCCUGCACCUCCCCAGCUGAGCGUCACCACUUAUUUUUGCAGCUGCCUCUUCCUGGAUAUUUCGUAAUAGCUGGAAUCACACCGGGUGUGGCGUUCUGUGAUGUUUUCCGCUCAUUUGUGCUGUGCGUGGUAUCAGCUUCCUCCCCGCGAGGGCUGAGUAACGUUGGCGGGCACACACACAGCUCGCUCUCUGUCUCCGUUCAUCCACGGGCGGCCGUGGGUUGCCCUCACUUCCGGUGAUUGCACACAGCUCACAUUUGCGUAUGUUUUCGCUCUUCCUGACUCCACCCGAGGGCGGGAUUGUGGGAUGUUUGCGCUGUGUUUGUCAUUUUGAGGAACGGGUGACUACUUUCCGUCGUGCCACCGGGGGUGUGUGGAAUUCUUCUUAUUUGAAUUGCUGGUAGCAUCUCUCGCACCAUGUUAAACAGAAGUGCUGGCAGUGGCCUUGUUGGUUCCUCGUUCAGGGAGAAAGUCACCUAGGAAGAUCACACUCAGCCCCAGGCAGAGAUCCCCGGCUGGGUCAGGAGCCAGCGCCCCCUGUGAUGUGUGGGAGAGGUGAGGUCCCUUCAACUCUCAUAUUUUCCCUUCAGUUAGGAAACUGAUUAAUUCCAGUGACACGAAAUGCCCCACUUUAAAGUGUGCCUACCAGGAGCAUCUGCACACACACGACGACGACUCUGUCCUCCCUGCCUAGUGCCGCCACCUUCAUCCCCACAAGGCAAACACACUCAGGGUCCUCUCCCUGCCCUCCCCCCGGCCUGGCAGCCACAGAUCUGAUUUCUGACUCGGGUUUUACCCGCUUCAUGUAGAUGGAAUCAUAAGCUAAUGCAUCUUUUAAAAGCAUUGUCAUAAAAGAUGUCUUUCAUGUAGUAAAUAAUUAGUUUUCCCAAUUUUAUUCAAAGAUGCAUGUAACUGCUGCUGCUAGAAUCUUGCUAUUGUCCUUACAACCUGGGCAGAAAUAUGUACCACCUUCCUGUGUCUUUUUAAGCUCUCCGUAGUGACUCCAGCACCUCCUGCUGGAAGCCCGGGGAGCAGGACCCCCACAUUCUAGCUGUGCUUGUAAAUCUCCUGGAAUCAUCAGAGUUUUCCAGCGGGGCCUGAGACUCUGUCCCCAGCAAGCUCCCAGGUGAACUGGUCCCAGGAGCUCAGGCUGUAGGGGACUCUGAGGUCUGAGACCUUCACUAAAAUUUGGCCAGCCAAGCAACCCUUGAGGGUGGAACCACAUCAUUUGGGAUGCUGAAAAAUCAGGACCCAAACCUGACUCCUCCAGUUACCAGCGGGGAGGCGCUGGGAAAGGUCUUUGCCCUCUCUGAGCAUCUGAAGGAAUUAGUCCGCUUCCCCCCAGUCCACGGAAAACAGCCAGCCUGGACUCCUCUCCUGCAGCUCAUAGCUCCUACUUAGUUUGGAGCUGGCCACAACUUCAGGGGACCCAUCAGUCAGCCUUUGCCUGGGACUUCUCAGGUUACAAGGACAAAUCCCAAGUCCUGAGACCACCUCAGCCCUGGCAGAUGAGACCGCCCUGAAUUGGUCUCCUUUGUCUCUAGCCAAGAAAGAUGCUGAAGACAAUGGAGAUGCCUUUAGGAAGAGGAAGGAGGCCAGCCACACAGGAGCGAUGCUUGGUGAUGAAUUCCUGACUCUGAUCAUGGCAGUGGAGUGGCCAGGAGGUUAGAAGUCAGGGCAGCGUCCUCGGUCCCUACCAGUUUCCUGUCUGCUGUGGAUACUCUCUCCUGCCCGGGAGCCCGGGCUGUGCAGACGUCGGCCCUCUCACAGUGGAAUGGUUGCCCUGGGAUGGCAUUAGACAGGCAGGCCUGGGUCAAAGCAUAGGCAGGAAAUUUCAUUUCCAAGCCUUAUUCCUGUUCAUCUUUCCUGACUCGUGACAUUCAAGGCACGUUGAAUUUUGUAAGCAAAGUGGAAGCCGCCCCUGGCCACACGGUCACUCUCUCCCUUCCCUUCAAGGUAGGGUUAAUCUUGAACUCGCUCUGAAACAGGACCGGAGGUCAACAGCCAGGCAGGGGCAGGAGGCCGUGGCUGUGGGAACGGGCAAGGGCCGGGGUCCAGCCGCUCCCUGCCACCGUUUCGAUCCGUUUUGAUCCUGUAUCACGCGAUUGUCACGUGGGAGAAGCCUCUUUCUAGUGUGAGCGAUUAUAGUCUAAGUCAUCGAAGGGGAGAGAGUUCUGUGACACAGUUUAGGUCUUUUAAAAAAUACUUCAAAGAAAAGGCAUCUUUGUCCUUUUAGGAAAUAAUUUGAUCUUUCUAGGUCGCUGGCAGGAGCUGAGCUGUACUGCGAGAAGCCGGAAGGGACCCAGCGUCCCCAGAGAAUACAGAUUGCAGGCACCGCAACAAACCAAGCACGAAUUGCCUGUGUGACUGAGGCGCAGGAAGGCGUAACCUGGGUCGUGCAUCGCCUGAGGGGCCGUGCCCUGGCCUGGAGACCUCAGUGUCGGCUCAGGGACAGAAAGCAAAGGAACCCUGCCCGCCUGUCCCGCCCCCAGCACAUGUGGUGACUGUCAGCAGCAUGGAAAUCCAGGCUGUCCCACACAGGACUCCAAAACUGCUCAAUGUGGGCACCUUGGCCACGACUUGAUGGUGUCCAUGAUGGACGGGUCACGCCCAAUUGCACGGCCUGUUUGCUGUGCCCUAAACUUCUACCUCAUAUGAACAGAAAAUGGACCACGACAACAACGAGGUCGGAGGCAUAGUAAGUGUUAAGAUGACAAUUACACCAGAUGUCAGACUCGAGUACGUGGAGCAAGUGGCUUCCAUCAUCCUCAAAUUCAAGCCAGACAAGUGGAGCAAGCUGAUUGGAGCCGAGGAGAACAUAGCCACGUUCACAGAGUUCUUCGAGAAGCCGGAUGUCUCUGUGCUGGUGUUGACACUCAAUGCCGCUGGCAUGAUCAUCCUCUGCCUGGGCUUCCCAGAGUCCCUGAAGUCCAAAGGCGUUUACUUUAUCAAGACAAAGCCAGAGAGCAUCAACAAGGACAACUACAGGACCCGCCUGCUCUAUGGGGACAUCAGCCCUGCACCCGUGGACCAACUGAUCACAGUCGUGGAAGAGGUGCUCCAUUCUCUGCUGAACCAGAGUGAGAACACCUUCGGCUGGCCCCAGGUAGUGUCGGAGGACAUCGUAAAGCAGGUGCACAAGCUGAAGAACGAGAUGUUUGUGAUGGGGGGCAAGAUCAAAGGGAAGACGCUGCUGCCCAUCCCGGAGCACCUGGGGAGGCUGGGCAGCAUGCCGGACUCCAUGGAGAGGAUCCCCUCAGCUCUGAACAGCUCGCUCCUGCACGCCAUCGAGACCAUCAUCAUCGACUGGUCCCACCAGAUCCGGGACGUGCUGAGCAAAGACUCCGCUCAGGCCCUGCUGGACGGGCUGCACCCUCUGCCCCGGGUGGAAUUCGAGUUCUGGGGCACCCGGCUGAUGAACCUCGAGUGCAUCCAUGAGCAGCUGAACAGACCCAAAGUCAACAGGAUCGUUGAGAUCCUGGAGAAAGCCAAGAGCUGCUACUGGCCCGCCCUGCAGAAUGUGUACGUGAAUGUCACCGAAGGGCUGAAAGAAGCCAACGACAUUGUUCUCUACCUGAAGCCCCUGCAGAUCCUAUUGGAGGAGAUGGAGCAGGCUGACUUCACAUUGCUCCCAUCCUUCAUCGCCAAGGUGCUGGACACCAUCUGCUUCAUCUGGGCCACCUCCGAGCACUACAACACACCCUCCAGGGUCAUCGUCAUCCUGCAGGAGUUCUGCAACCAGAUCAUUGACAUGACUCGAUCCUUCCUGAGCCCCGAUGAGGUGCUGAAAGGCUUGCAAGGUGAGAUCGAAGAGGUCCUGGACGGCAUCUCCCUGUCUGUGAACGUCCUGAGGGAGCUCUUCCGCACCUAUGACUUUUGCUGUGCCAACAUGAAGCUUUUCUUCAAGGACAAGGAGUCCGUGCCGUGGGAAUUCCCUUCCUCCCUCGCGUUCUCCAGAAUGAACGCCUUCUUCCACCGCAUCCAGACCAUCGAGGAUCUUUAUAAAACUGCUAUUGAGUUCCUGAAGCUAGAGAAAAUCGAGCUGGGAGGAGUGCGGGGGAACAUCCUUGGGAACCUGGUGACUCAGAUCUACGACGAAGUCUUUGAGCUGGUGAAGGUUUUUACUGACUGCAGAUACGAUCCCCUGGACCCAGGGGACUCGAGUUUUGACAACGAUUACGCCGAUUUCGAGACCAAGAUCGAAGACCUGGACAGGAGGCUGGCUACGAUCUUCAGCCAAGCCUUCGGUGACUGCAGUUCCAUCGAGUCUUCUGCUAAGCUCCUGUACAUGUGCGGGGGCCUCCUGGAGCGGCCCCUGAUUCUGGCCGAGGUGGUACCGAGGUACACGGUCAUGCUGGAGAUGUUUGAUGCCGAGCUGGACGAGGCCAAGUUCAUGUACGAUGCCCAGAUGGCGGCCUGCGCGGAAGGCACCAUCCCGCCCAUCCACAAGAACAUGCCCCCCGUGGCCGGGCAGCUCAAGUGGAGCCUGGAGCUGCAGGAGAGGCUGGAGGUGUCCAUGCGGCACAUAAAGCACAUCGAGCACCCGGUCGUGUCGGGCCCCGAGGCCAAGAUGAUCUACCGGAAGUACGAAGAGAUGAUGGAGCUCCUGCGUGGCUACCGCGAGAAGACCUACCGGCAGUGGGCCGGGGGCGUGGACCAGGACUGCCACUUCAACCUGGGCCAGCCGCUCAUCCUCCGCAGCGCAGCCAGCGGCCUCAUCCAAGUCAACUUCAGCAAGGAGCUGGUGGCGGUGCUGAGAGAGGUCAAGUACUUGAAUUUCCAGCAGCAAAAAGAGAUUCCCAGUAGCGCAGAGAGCCUGUUCUCAGAGAACGAAACCUUCCGGAAGUUUGUGGGCAACCUGGAGCUCAUUGUUGGCUGGUACAAUGAGAUAAAGAUGACUGUGAUGGAUGUGGAAUUUCCACUAAUCAAAUUAGAAUUGGAAGCAAUUGAUGUCAAGUUACUGAGUGCUGAGAAGACACUGUUCUGGAACGGCGGCGAAGGUGUGUUUCAGUACAUUCAAGAGAUGCGAGAAAUUCUGUAUAACUUGCAGAACAGAAUGCAAAAAGUGAAACAGAAUAUAGAAGAAAUUACCCAGGUCAUGGAGGAUUGGUCAGCCAACCCUCUGUUUGAAAGAAAAGACAACAAGAAAGAGGCCCUGUUAGACCUGGAUGGAAGGGUGGUUCAUCUGAACAAGCGCUACACAGCCGUCAAGGAGGCGGGCGUGAGGAUCCAAGCCAUGGUGGCGGAAAACGCAGAACUGUUCAGAGCAGACACGGCCAGCCUGCCCUGGAAGGAUUAUGUCAACUGCCUUGACGAGAUGGUGCUGGAGGCGUUGGACCGAUUCAUUCGCAAAUCUCUCAACUACCUCAUCAGCAACAUGACUGUGGAUGAGAGCGUCGCACCCCUGUUUGAGAUCCGCAUGGAGCUGAGUGAGGAAGGCCUGACCUUCAAUCCGUCGCUGGAGGUGGGCUCGGAUUUCGGCUUCCUGGCACUGAUCGACAGCCUGAUCACAGACAUCUACAAUGUCGCCAGGCUAAUCCCCCGGCUGGCCAAGGGCAGGAUGAACUACAAGACAGACCUGGAAGACACCACAGAUCUCAUAGAGAUGAGGGAGGAGCUGUGCACCCUGGUCAUCAACGCCAUGAAGGAGGCCGAGGAGUACCAGGACACGCUGGAGAAGUACUCCUACCUCUGGAUGGACGACCUUCAGGAGUUCAUGAAGAAUUUCCUGAUCUUCGGACACACGCCCACCCCAGAGGAACUGGACACCCUGACCCAGGAUGCCGUCCCCAAGAGCCCACCCGGCCUCGCUCAGUUCCAGCAGCAGAUCGACUCCUACGAGAAGCUGUACGAGGAGGUGUCCCGGUGCGAGAACACGCGUGUCUUCCACAGCUGGCUGCAGUGUGACUGCCGCCCCUUCAAGCAGGCCCUGCUGAACACCAUCAAGCGCUGGAGCUUCAUGUUCAAGCGGUACCUGAGUGACCACGUGGUCGACAGCCUCGCAGACCUAGAAGCCUUCAUGAAAGUGGCCCGGGUGGGCCUGACAAAGCCACUCAAGGAGGGGGACUACGAUGGCCUGGUGGCGGUGAUGGGUCACCUGAUGAAGGUCAGGGAGCGGCAGGCGGCCACCGAUGGCAUGUUCGAGCCCCUGACGCGAACCGUCGAGCUGCUCAAGUCCUAUGGGGAAGACCUGCCAGAGGAGACCUACCUGAAGCUGCAGGAGCUGCCCGAGCAGUGGACAAACACCAAGAAACUGGCCUUCCAGGUGAAGCAGAACGUGGCUCCGCUCCAGGCCAACGAGGUCAACAUCCUGCGGCGGAAAUGCCAGCACUUCGAGGUCCCUGGCCUGGGCAGGGCAGCGGCGGGAGGCAGCCUGCGCCUCCGUCCCCAGCAACAGAGAAGCAUCAAAGCCAUGGAGACGGCCAUGGAGGCCUUGUGCAAGUCCGGCAGCCUGUUUGAGGUCACGGUGCCCGACUACAAGCAGCUCAAGGCCUGCCGCAGGGAGGUCUGCCUGCUCAAAGAGCUCUGGGACAUGAUCGUCAUGGUGAACAGCAGCAUCGACGACUGGAAGACCACCAAGUGGAGGGACAUCAACGUGGAGCAGAUGGACAUCAACUGUAAGAAGUUCGCCAAGGACGUGAGGUCCCUGGACAAGGAGAUGAAGGCCUGGGACGCCUUCGUGGGGCUGGACAACACGGGGAAGAACAUGAUCACCUCCCUGCGUGCCGUGAGCGAGCUGCAGAACCCUGCCAUCCGCGAGCGCCACUGGCAGCAGCUCAUGCAGGCCACCCAGGUGAAGUUCAGAAUGUCCGAAGAGACCACCCUGGCGGAUCUGCUGCAGCUGAAUCUCCACAAGUAUGAAGACGAGGUCCGCAACAUUGUAGACAAGGCUGUGAAGGAGUCCGGGAUGGAGAAGGUCCUGAAAGCCCUGGACAGCACCUGGACCACCAUGGAGUUCGAGCACGAGCCCCACCCGCGCACUGGCACUAUGAUGCUGAAGGCGGACGAGGUGCUGGUGGAGACCCUGGAGGACAACCAGGUGCAGCUGCAGAACCUGAUGAUGUCCAAGUACCUGUCCCACUUCCUCAAGGAGGUGACCGGCUGGCAGCAGAAGCUGUCCACGGCAGACUCGGUCAUCGCCAUGUGGUUCGAGGUCCAGAGAACCUGGAGCCACCUGGAGAGCAUCUUCAUCGGCUCCGAGGACAUCCGAGCCCAGCUGCCCAAAGACUCCCAGCGCUUCGAUGCCAUCGACCUGGAAUUCAAGGCCUUGAUGGAAGACGCAGUGAAAACUCCCAAUGUGGUGGAAGCCACCAACAAACCGGGUCUCUAUCAUAAACUGGAGGCCCUGAAGAAAAGCUUGGCUAUGUGUGAAAAGGCCUUGGCCGAGUACCUGGAGACCAAGAGGCUGGCCUUCCCAAGGUUCUACUUCGUCUCCUCGGCUGACCUGCUGGACAUCCUCUCCAACGGAAAUGACCCUGUGGAGGUGAGCCGCCACCUGUCCAAGCUCUUCGACAGCCUGUGCAAGCUAAAGUUCCAGCUCGACGCCAGCGGGAAGCCGCUCAAGUUUGGACUGGGGAUGUACAGCAAGGAGGACGAGUACGUGGAGUUUGACCGAGAAUGUGACCUCUCGGGACAGGUGGAGGUCUGGCUGAACCGCGUGCUGGACCGAAUGUGCGCCACGCUGCGCCAUGAGAUCCCGGAGGCCGUGGUCACCUACGAGGAGAAGCCGAGGGAGCAGUGGAUCUUUGAUUACCCGGCCCAGAUUGCACUGACCUGCACCCAGAUCUGGUGGACCACCGAGGUGGGGCUGGCCUUCUCCAGGCUGGAGGAGGGUUACGAGAACGCCAUCAAAGACUACAACAAAAAGCAGAUCAGCCAGCUGAACGCGCUCAUCACGCUGCUCAUCGGGAGCCUCAGCGCCAGCGACAGGAUGAAGAUCAUGACCAUCUGCACCAUCGACGUGCACGCGCGGGACGUGGUGGCCAAGAUGAUCACCGCCAAGGCACGCGCGCGGGUGCGGCAGGCAAUGGAAAAGGAAGGGAGAGGUCAUGGGACCACAGUGACCUGGGUCCUUGGCAGGUGCUAUAUCACGCUGACCCAGUCCCUCCAUCUGAUCAUGGGUGGAGCCCCCGCGGGCCCCGCCGGCACCGGCAAGACCGAGACAACCAAGGACCUGGGCCGAGCUCUGGGCACGAUGGUGUAUGUCUUCAACUGCUCCGAGCAGAUGGACUACAAGUCCUGCGGGAACAUCUACAAGGGCCUGGCGCAGACCGGGGCCUGGGGCUGCUUUGAUGAGUUCAACCGGAUCUCGGUGGAGGUGCUGUCUGUGAUCGCGGUGCAGGUGAAGUGCAUCCAGGAUGCCAUUCGGGCCAAGAAGAAGCUGUUUAACUUCCUGGGGGAGCGGAUCAGCCUCAUCCCCACCGUGGGGAUCUUCAUCACCAUGAACCCGGGCUACGCGGGGCGCACGGAGCUGCCCGAGAACCUCAAGGCCCUGUUCAGGCCCUGUGCCAUGGUGGUCCCCGACUUCGAGCUGAUCUGUGAGAUCAUGCUGGUGGCCGAGGGCUUCCUAGAAGCCCGCCUGCUGGCCAGGAAGUUCAUCACGCUCUACACCCUGUGCAAAGAGCUGCUCUCCAAGCAGGAUCACUACGACUGGGGCCUGCGGGCCAUCAAGUCUGUGCUGGUGGUGGCCGGCUCCCUGAAGAGGGGGGACCCCACCAGGGCCGAAGACCAGGUGCUCAUGAGGGCGCUGAGGGACUUCAACAUCCCCAAGAUCGUGACCGACGACCUGCCCGUGUUCAUGGGCCUGAUCGGGGACCUGUUCCCGGCUCUGGAUGUGCCUCGGAAGCGAGACCUGAAUUUUGAGAAGAUCAUCAAGCAGAGCAUCGUGGAGCUCAGGCUGCAGGCGGAAGACAGCUUCGUGCUGAAGGUCGUGCAGCUGGAGGAGCUCCUGCAGGUCCGGCACUCCGUGUUUGUCAUUGGGAACGCGGGCAGCGGCAAGUCCCAGGUCCUCAAGUCCCUCAACAAGACCUACCAGAACCUGAAGAGGAAGCCGGUGGCCGUGGACCUGGACCCCAAGGCCGUCACCUGCGACGAGCUCUUCGGGAUCAUCAACCCCGCGACCAGGGAAUGGAAAGACGGCCUCUUCUCCACCAUCAUGCGGGACCUGGCCAACAUCACGCACGACGGCCCCAAGUGGAUCGUGCUGGACGGGGACAUCGACCCCAUGUGGAUCGAGUCCCUCAACACCGUCAUGGAUGACAACAAGGUCCUCACUCUGGCCAGCAACGAGCGCAUCCCCCUAAACCGCACCAUGAGGCUAGUGUUUGAGAUCAGCCACCUGAGGACAGCCACGCCGGCCACCGUCUCCAGAGCCGGCAUCCUCUACAUCAACCCGGCGGAUCUAGGCUGGAACCCGGUAGUGAGCAGUUGGAUCGAGAGGCGCAAGGUGCAGUCCGAGAAGGCCAACCUGACCAUCCUGUUCGAUAAAUACCUGCCCACCUGCUUGGACAAGCUGCGCUUUGGCUUCAAGAGGAUUACGCCGGUGCCCGAGGUCACGGUCAUCCAGAUGAUCCUGUACCUGCUGGAGUGCCUGCUCACCGAGAAGAACACGCCGCCCGACUCCCCCAAGGAGCUCUACGAGCUCUACUUUGUGUUCGCAUGCCUCUGGGCUUUUGGUGGUGCCAUGUUCCAGGACCAGCUUGUAGACUAUCGAGUUGAGUUCAGCAAAUGGUGGAUCAAUGAGUUUAAAACCAUCAAGUUCCCCUCCCAGGGAACAGUUUUUGACUACUACAUCGAUCCUGACUCUAAGAAGUUCCUGCCAUGGACGGAUAAAGUGCCCCACUUUGAGCUGGAUCUUGAUGUCCCCCUACAGGCCUCUCUGGUCCACACCACAGAGACCACACGCAUCCGCUACUUCAUGGACCUCCUCGUGGGGAAGUCGUGGCCAGUGAUGCUGGUGGGGAACACGGGCUCCGGCAAGUCCGUGCUGAUGGGGGAGAAGCUGGAGAGCCUGGGCACGGACGACUACCUGGUGCAGGCCGUGCCGUUCAACUUCUACACCACCUCUGCCAUGCUGCAGGGAGUGCUCGAGAAGCCCCUGGAGAAGAAAUCUGGGAGGAACUACGGGCCCCCGGGCAACAAGAAGCUGAUCUACUUCAUCGACGACAUGAACAUGCCCGAGGUGGACAAGUACGGGACAGUGGCCCCGCACACCCUCAUCCGGCAGCACAUGGACCACGGGCACUGGUACGACCGGCAGAAACUGACUCUGAAGGACAUUCACAACUGUCAGUACGUGGCCUGCAUGAAUCCCACCGCAGGCUCCUUCACCAUCGACCCCAGACUGCAGCGUCACUUCUGCGUGUUGGCCGUGAGCUUCCCCGGCCAGGAGGCCCUCGUGACCAUCUACAGCACCAUCCUGUCGCAGCACCUGGCCUACCGCUCGGCCCCCACGGUCAUCCAGAAGCUGAGCAGCCAGCUGGUGGCCUCCGCCCUGGCCUUGCAUCAGCAAGUCGCAGCGACGUUUCUUCCCACCGCCAUUAAGUUUCAUUACGUCUUCAACCUCAGGGACCUCGCCAAUAUUUUUCAGGGGCUCUUGUUCUCCACCACAGAGCUGCUGAAAACCCCACUGGACAUCGUGCGCCUCUGGCUGCACGAAGCCGAACGUGUGUACAGUGACAAGAUGGUGGACGAGAGGGACCAGGACGCCUUGCGCAGGGUCACCAUUGCCUCCACCAAGAAGUUCUUUGAUGACCUUGGUGAAGAGCUCUUGUUCGACAGACCAAAUAUCUUCUGCCACUUUGCUCAGGGGAUUGGAGAUCCCAAAUACUUCUCGGUCACCGACGUGGCUCAUCUGAAUAAGCUGCUGGUGGAUGCCCUGGACAGUUACAACGAAGUGAAUGCGGUCAUGAACUUGGUGCUGUUUGAAGACGCGGUGGCCCACGUCUGCAGGAUCAACCGCAUCCUGGAGUCUCCCCGCGGGAACGCCUUGCUGGUGGGGGUGGGCGGCAGCGGAAAGCAGAGCCUCUCGCGCCUGGCCGCGUACAUCAGCGCCCUGGACGUGUUCCAGAUCACCCUCAAGAAGGGCUACGGGAUCCCGGACCUCAAGAUGGACUUGGCCGCCCAGUACAUCAAGGCCGCUGUGAAGAACGUGCCCUCGGUGUUCCUGAUGACCGACUCCCAGGUGGCCGAGGAGCAGUUUCUGGUGCUGAUCAAUGACCUGCUGGCCUCGGGGGAGAUCCCGGGGCUGUUCACAGACGACGAGGUGGAGAACAUCAUAGCCUCCAUGCGGCCGCAGGUGAAGUCACUCGGCAUAGCCGACACGCGGGAGGCCUGCUGGAAGUUCUUCAUCGAGAAAGUGCGCAGGCAGCUCAAGGUGAUCCUGUGCUUCUCCCCUGUGGGCUCCGUCCUGCGGGUGCGAGCCAGAAAAUUCCCCGCCGUGGUCAACUGCACUGCCAUCGACUGGUUCCAUGAGUGGCCAGAAGCAGCACUGGUGUCGGUCAGCGCUCGCUUCCUGGAGGAAACCGAGGGCAUUCAGCCGGAAGUGAAGUCUUCCGUCAGCUCCUUCAUGGCUUACGUGCACACCACUGUCAACGAGAUGUCCAAGACGUACCUGGCCACCGAGCGCCGCUACAACUACACCACGCCCAAAACCUUCCUGGAGCAGAUCAAACUCUACCAGAGCCUGCUGGGCAAGAAGCGGAUGGAGCUGGUGGCCAAAAUCGAGCGGCUGGAGAAUGGGCUGAUGAAGCUGCAGAGCACAGCUUCUCAGGUGGACGACCUGAAGGCCAAGUUGGCGGUUCAGGAGCUGGAGCUCAAGCAGAAGAAUGAAAACGCAGACAAGCUGAUCCAGGUGGUCGGUGUGGAAACAGAGAAAGUCAGCAAAGAGAAAGCCAUUGCUGAUGAGGAGGAAAUCAAGGUAGAAGUCAUCAACAAGAAUGUCACCGAGAAACAACAGGCUUGCGAGACGGACUUGGCCAAGGCGGAGCCAGCCCUGCUGGCCGCACAGGAGGCCCUGGACACACUGAAUAAGAACAACCUGACGGAGCUGAAGUCCUUCGGGUCCCCCCCAGACGCUGUGGUCAAUGUCACAGCCGCCGUCAUGACCUUGACUGCCCCCGGGGGCAAGAUCCCCAAGGACAAGAGCUGGAAGGCCGCGAAGAUCAUGAUGGGCAAAGUGGACACCUUCCUGGACUCUCUGAAGAAGUUUGACAAGGAGCACAUCCCCGAGGCCUGCCUGAAAGCGUUCAAGCCCUACCAAGGCAACCCCACGUUUGACCCCGAGUUCAUCCGCUCCAAGUCCAUGGCCGCCGCGGGCCUGUGCUCCUGGUGCAUCAACAUCGUCCGCUUCUACGAAGUCUACUGCGAUGUGGCCCCCAAGAGGCAGGCCCUGGAGGAGGCCAAUGCCGAGCUGGCAGAAGCGCAGGAGAAGCUGUCCCGCAUCAAGAGCAAGAUUGCCGAACUCAAUGCCAACCUGAGCAACUUAACAUUGGCGUUUGAAAAAGCAACGGCUGAGAAGAUCAAGUGUCAGCAGGAGGCUGAUGCCACCAGCAGAGUGAUUUCCCUGGCCAACAGGCUGGUGGGAGGACUCGCUUCAGAAAACGUCCGCUGGGCCGAGUCGGUGGGGAACUUCAAAAGCCAGGGGGUCACCCUGUGUGGGGACGUCCUGCUGGUCUCCGCCUUUGUCUCCUACGUGGGGUACUUCACCAAGAAAUACCGGAAUGAACUGAUGGAUAAAUUUUGGGUCCCUUAUAUAAACAGCUUAAAGGUCCGCAUCCCCAUCACAGCAGGCCUGGAUCCCCUGAGCCUGCUGACGGACGAUGCGGACGUGGCCACCUGGAACAACCAGGGCCUCCCCAGCGACCGCAUGUCCACCGAGAACGCCACCAUCCUGUGCAACACGGAGCGCUGGCCCCUUAUCGUGGAUGCCCAGCUGCAAGGGAUCAAGUGGAUCAAAAACAAAUACGGGAGCCAACUGAAAGCCGUCCGCCUGGGACAGAAGAGCUACCUGGACAUCAUCGAGCAGGCCAUCUCCUCAGGGGACAUUUUGCUCAUCGAGAAUAUUGGGGAAAGCGUGGACCCCGUGCUGGACCCAUUACUGGGAAGGAACACAAUUAAAAAGGGAAAGUACAUUAAGAUCGGUGGCAAGGAGGUGGAGUACCACCCCAAUUUCCGCCUGAUCCUGCAUACCAAGUACUUCAACCCGCACUACAAGCCCGAGAUGCAAGCCCAGUGCACCCUCAUCAACUUCCUGGUCACCAGAGAUGGGCUCGAGGACCAGCUCCUGGCCGCUGUGGUGGCCAAAGAGCGCCCGGAUCUGGAGCAACUGAAGGCAAAACUCACCAAAUCUCAGAAUGAGUUCAAGAUUGUUCUGAAGGAGCUGGAAGACUCUCUCCUGGCCCAUCUGUCGGCUGCGUCAGGGAACUUCCUAGGAGACACUGCCUUAGUGGAGAACCUGGAGACCACCAAACACACGGCCAGUGAGAUCGAGGAGAAGGUGCAAGAGGCAAAAAUCACAGAAAUGAAGAUCAACGAGGCGAGGGAGAACUACCGCCCUGCCGCGGAGCGGGCGUCCCUGUUAUACUUCAUCCUGAACGACCUCAACAAAAUCAACCCCAUUUACCAGUUCUCGCUCAAGGCCUUCAACGUGGUGUUCGAGAAAGCCAUCCAGAAGACCGCCCCCGCGGACGAGGUCAGGCAGCGUGUGAUCAACCUGACCGAUGAGAUCACCUACUCCGUCUUCAUGUACACGGCCCGGGGGCUCUUCGAGCGGGACAAACUCAUCUUUCUGGCCCAAGUCACAUUCCAGGUUUUGUCCAUGAAGAAAGAGCUGAACCCAGUGGAGCUGGACUUCCUCCUGCGCUUCCCCUUCAAGGCUGGGGUGGUCUCACCGGUGGACUUCCUGCAGCACCAAGGCUGGGGUGGGAUCAAGGCGCUGGCGGAGAUGGACGAGUUCAAGAACCUGGACAGCGACAUCGAAGGGUCGGCCAAGCGGUGGAAGAAGCUGGUGGAGUCGGAGGCCCCGGAGAAGGAGGUCUUCCCGAAGGAGUGGAAAAACAAGACGGCCCUGCAGAAGCUCUGCAUGGUGCGGUGCAUGCGGCCCGACCGCAUGACCUACGCCGUCAAGAACUUUGUGGAGGAGAAAAUGGGCAGCAAGUUUGUGGAAGGCCGGAGCGUGGAGUUCUCCAAGUCCUACGAGGAGAGCAGUCCAUCCACGCCUAUCUGCUUCAUCCUUUCCCCAGGUGUGGACCCUCUGAAGGACGUGGAAGCCCUGGGGAAAAAACUGGGAUUUACCAUAGACAAUGGGAAACUCCACAAUGUGUCCCUGGGGCAGGGGCAGGAGGUGGUAGCCGAGAACGCUCUGGAUGUGGCUGCUGAGAACGGGCACUGGGUCAUUCUGCAGAACAUCCACCUGGUGGCCCGCUGGCUGAGCACGCUGGAUAAGAAGGUGGAGCGCUACAGCACAGGCAGCCACGACGACUACCGCGUGUUCAUCAGCGCCGAGCCCGCGCCCAGCCCCGAGUCCCACAUCAUCCCCCAGGGCAUCCUGGAAAACGCCAUCAAAAUCACCAACGAGCCGCCCACAGGCAUGCACGCCAACCUGCACAAGGCCCUGGACCUCUUCACCCAGGACACGCUGGAGAUGUGCUCUAAAGAGAUCGAGUUCAAGUGCAUCCUGUUUGCCCUGUGCUACUUUCACGCUGUGGUGGCUGAACGCCGCAAGUUUGGCGCCCAGGGCUGGAACCGCUCGUAUCCCUUCAAUAAUGGGGACCUCACCAUUUCCAUCAAUGUGCUCUACAAUUACCUGGAGGCCAAUGCCAAGGUGCCCUGGGACGAUCUCCGCUACCUUUUUGGGGAAAUCAUGUACGGCGGCCACAUCACAGAUGACUGGGACCGCCGGCUGUGCAGGACCUACCUGGCGGAGUACGUCCGGAUGGAGAUGCUGGAGGGAGAGGUGCUGCUGGCCCCCGGCUUCCAGAUUCCCCCCAACCUGGACUACAAGGGUUACCAUGAAUACAUAGAUGAGAAUCUGCCUGCUGAGAGUCCUUAUCUGUACGGCCUGCACCCCAAUGCAGAGAUCGGCUUUCUGACGGUCACUUCGGAGAAGCUGUUCCGCACUGUCCUAGAAAUGCAGCCCAAAGAGACGGACUCGGGAGCGGGCACAGGAGUGUCCCACGAGGAAAAGGUGAAGGCCGUGCUAGACGACAUCCUUGAGAAAAUUCCAGAGUCGUUCAAUAUGGCAGAGAUCAUGGCAAAGGCCGCUGAAAAGACCCCGUACGUGGUAGUCGCCUUUCAAGAAUGUGAAAGAAUGAACAUCCUGACCAAUGAGAUGCGCCGUUCGCUAAAGGAGCUGAACCUGGGGUUGAAGGGGGAGCUGACCAUCACCACCGACAUGGAAGACCUGUCCACGGCUCUGUUUUACGACACCGUGCCCGACACCUGGGUGGCCCGGGCCUACCCCUCCAUGAUGGGCCUGGCGGCCUGGUACGCUGACCUGCUACUCCGCAUCAGGGAGCUGGAGGCCUGGACCACCGACUUCGCCCUGCCCACCGUGGUGUGGCUGGCUGGAUUCUUCAACCCCCAGUCCUUCCUCACGGCCAUCAUGCAGUCCAUGGCAAGGAAGAAUGAGUGGCCCCUGGACAAGAUGUGUCUGUCUGUGGAAGUGACCAAAAAAAACCGGGAGGACAUGACAGCUCCCCCCCGAGAGGGCUCCUAUGUGCACGGGCUCUUCAUGGAGGGAGCUCGCUGGGACACACAGACUGGAGUCAUCGCCGAGGCGCGGCUGAAGGAGCUGACGCCAGCCAUGCCCGUCAUCUUCAUCAAGGCCGUUCCUGUGGACCGAAUGGAGACCAAGAACAUAUAUGAGUGCCCUGUGUACAAGACACGCAUCCGCGGCCCCACCUACGUCUGGACCUUCAACCUGAAGACCAAAGAGAAGGCGGCCAAGUGGAUCCUGGCAGCCGUGGCACUACUCUUGCAGGUGUAGCUGGUGCUGGUGCUGGCUCCCUAGCCACACCCUACACACGCCAAGAGCUGGGCCGAAACUCAGACUUUCUGGUCGGAAACUCAGCUUUGCAACUGUCACUUCUCGUACAGGAACUGAUGGGGUUUGUCUCUUACACAAUCCAGGUGCUUUAUAACCAAGUGCACCUGGACUAGCCAGAGGGCAGAGUCUGGUGGGGAAGAGGUGGUGCAGAUUAAAACAACUGCAGACA